Molecule: messenger RNA, 957 nt
Organism: Clonostachys solani
Lineage: Eukaryota; Fungi; Ascomycota; Sordariomycetes; Hypocreales; Bionectriaceae
Source: the annotation of a GenBank genome assembly
AUGCUGAUAGAAGACAUCUGGAAGUUUCACCGCAUUCUCAUGGUGUCUCGGUUUUGGGUGUGCAAAGUAGAUGGAUACUUGAUCACAGCGCUUUGGCAGCCCAUGAACGACGACGGACUGCUCAUCAAUCCAACAUAUGAAUUCAUUGAUUGUGUCGAAAAGCUCAGACCGUGGGCUGGCUUCCACGAUAUUCUCGAAAGGCUUUUACCGCAGCUUGUCGGAAGGACUAAUCUAGCGUUCCCCAACCUUGAUGACCCAAUCCACACAAUCUUCAAAGUGGCCAUCGCACAACAGUACGGACAGCAACUUAGCCGACACCGAGAAUUCCGUGACCCUCUGAAAAGUGACGAAGAAAGGAGGGACCUCAUAUCAAAUGAAAUCGAAUGUUUUCGAGUGAUUAUGGACAUCAUUCAUGAGCUGUCGCUAAUAAUAAACAUCAUCGAGGAGCAGCAGGACUUUACCUUUGCGCAGGCUAAACGAUUGAACUUUUCGUUUGGGACCCUGUCAGAAGUGGGAUCGUUUAGAGAGCAAGUGGUUUCCAGCAUGAGCAGAUUUAAGGCUCUUAGAGAUCGUGCAGGCAUCGCCAAAUCAUCUACUGAAAGCCUACUGGAUAUCAAAAUGAAACAGGAAAAUCUUGAACAAGCUACCAACAUCCGCAAGCUCACGGGGAACAUCAGUAGCCUUGUGGCGGAGGCGGACCAGCGAGCCCGCGAAUCUGAGCGGGCGCAGACCAUGCUCUUCGUCUUCACAAUUGUUACGGUCAUCUUUACGCCCCUCUCAUUUGUCGCGGCUUUCUUCGCCAUCCCCAGCCGGGAAUUCCCUCAGAUAGGAGAGGGCAUUAGCUGGUCUAAGGCACAAAUUGGCUGGGGUCUAGCUGAUAUCGCGGGCACUUCUACAGGAAUUUCUGAGCAAUAUGUUCUCAUGGAUCUCAUGGCAGCGCUUGCGGGGAGGACGUAG